AUGGUUGUGACGUGCCAGAUCAGCUACUUCGCCGCAGCAAGAAGUCCGAAAUAUUUCACGGACCCGCUCAAGUUCUGCCCCGAACGAUGGCUGCCAUCCGAUCAUCCUCAAUUCGAUUUAAAGUAUGCGAGCGACGAAUUGAAGGCCGCGAAACCUUUCAGUCAAGGUCUUCGAGGCUGCCCCGGUGGCGCGAUAGCUGUCUCCUUGAUCCGUCUCUUCAUUGCUAGAGUCUUGUGGGAAUUUGAAUUGGAGGCUGUGCAAGGCCAGGAAGACUUGUCGUUCGAAAAGGACUUCAAAUUCUACGCAUAUUGGGACAGGCCGUCGUUCUGGGUCCGAUUCAAACCUGCGCAUAGAAUGCGCGACUACUGA
This is a messenger RNA of Didymosphaeria variabile, 369 nucleotides long. RefSeq lists its product as uncharacterized. The transcript is spliced from 2 exons. The record is from RefSeq and is a predicted model, not a curated record. Lineage: Eukaryota; Fungi; Ascomycota; Dothideomycetes; Pleosporales; Didymosphaeriaceae. Gene Ontology annotation, molecular function: iron ion binding; heme binding; monooxygenase activity. The coding region runs from base 1 to 369 and encodes 122 amino acids.